AUGGAAAUGGAUAUGUUGCCGCCUCGUAUUCAGAGACUACGGCUCAAGACAAUGCAGUACCAGUUUCGCAUGCUGCACGUGCCAGGAAAACUGCUAGCAACAGCAGAUACCUUAUCACGUAUCACCCACAAGGCAUCCACUCCUGCGGACACGGUGGAACUCUUCGCAGCACAAGUAGUCGGCUGCAUGUCGAAAGUCUUGCCACUCAGCCCUGAAGAUGUACGACAGGCACAAGAAUCCGAUGGAGAGUGCAAGGUCCUCAUCUCCUUCUGCCAGCAGGGUUGGCCACGAAAGACCAAGCUACCUCUGCAUGUGUCGAAGUACGCCUCCGUGGCGGACGAGCUCUCUGUCUGCGACGGUAUCCUGCUGAAAGGCCCCCGGAUUGUCAUCCCAUCAUCUCUUCGGCCGGUGGUCUUGACGCUGUUGCACGAAGGCCAUCAGGGCGUCAACAGGACCAAGGCCCUAGCUCGGGAGCCGGUUUGGUGGCCGGGUAUCUCAGCAGACAUCGCCUCUCUCGUCACCAACUGUGAACAGUGCGCUUCCACCCGGGUGAACCUUGCAGAACCCCUAGUCUCCACAGCUCUACCUGGACGUCCCUGGGAAUUUCUCGGAAUGGACUUGUUCCAUCUCAAUGGCCAGACGUUCCUCCUGGUGGUGGACUACUACUCGAGGUUUCCCGAGGUGGUGACCCUGAGAAGCACUACAGCUCGGGCAGUCAUCGAUGCUCUCAAAAGCAUCUUCGCACACCACGGAAUCCCACAAGACAUCAGGUCGGACAACGGCCCACCAUUCUCGUCGCAAGAGUAUGUGGCAUUUGCAACGUCUUAUGGCUUCAACCAUGCGACCAGUAGCCCACACUACGCCCGGUCAAACGGAGAGGCAGAGAGGAUGGCCAUUCGCGGUGGCCCUGCUGUCCAGUGCGACUCUAGGCCCUGCUGUCCAGUGCGACUCUACGUCUACUGA
Molecule: messenger RNA, 963 nt
Organism: Rhipicephalus sanguineus (brown dog tick)
Lineage: Eukaryota; Metazoa; Arthropoda; Arachnida; Ixodida; Ixodidae
Exons: 2
Coding region: 1-963 (320 amino acids)
Biological process (GO): DNA integration
Molecular function (GO): nucleic acid binding
Source: RefSeq, a predicted model, not a curated record